CAAAUAUUUGAGGAAAUCAAAUUUUUUUUUCAGAAUGAAGACUUUAUUUAAGGAAGCUCUGAAGGAGUUUAGCGAUAGUGAUAUUUGGAAACCAUCUUUCUAUUGUAUUCUCACCUAUAUGCUAGGGUUCGGUUGGUUUCUUGUUGUAUGGGUCUGUAUUGAUAUAAUCCCGGAUCGAAGCAAUUUAAAGAAAUCUGCUCUCUUGCUCGCUGCACACUUCAUGUAUCAGAAAAUGGAUGAUUCUUGUUUAUCUAAACCACAUAAUCACCUGAUCCCAUCUACUCCGGACCACAUUCAACCACAAGUUCCCAAGGAUCUGCAGAAGGGCUCACAGAUCGAGUCCGCCAACUCAGUUAAAUGGUUUAAUGAUAUCAUUCAAGUGUUCUGGAACAAGAUUUUAUCUCAUGUUGUGAGCGAGGAUAUGAUUAACAUUAUACUUGAUGAUGUCCUGGUGAAAAUGAAAGAAGAAAACCCAACUGGAGCCUGGUUUGUGGAUAAAAUGACGAUUAGAAACCUUGAUGUUGGCAACUGUCCUCUUGUUAUUUCUGGUAUAAAGGCUAUCGCAGAAAAUCCAACUGAACUAACAUUGGACAUUGGCAUCAUGUAUCCUGGUAAUGCUGAGUUCCAACUUGGAAUUAGAGAAAUAGUAGAAACCUCUAUCAUAUCAGGACGUGAUGUCCAGUUUGCAAUGAAGUUCCGUAUCGUUCUCCCUCUGCACAAAGAUAUGACGGUGGUCGGAGCUAUUGGAGUAACCUUGCUCGACUAUCCUGUCCUACGGUUUGGACCAGAAGGUGUUCUUAGAGUCCCCAUUUACAUUCUCAAGAUAUUGAUGAAGGAAUUCGGCGGGGAUGUUCUUGACAUAAUGCUGAAAGUGCCGAGAGGAUUGAAAUUCUACGGACCUGGGAUUACUGGGGAGCAUAUUCCAACCAUUAGUUUUCCCACCGGGAUCAUCAGGGUUCUACUCCUAGACGGGAAGGAUUGCCCAAUCUCUGACAGGGGAUUCAAACAACUGCUUGGAUACACUGGAGGGAGUGCUGAUCCAUACAGUAUUCUGUCAGUUGGUAGAUACUCAGUAAGAUCUCCAGUAGUUAAUAAUACAUUAAACCCUACAUGGAACUUCUACUGUGAGUUUCCCAUACUAGAAGGAGGAUUAAAGGAUCAGGAGUUGAGAAUCUCUAUAUUGGACAGGGAUAAGGGAACAGAUGACAAGCAGAUAGGGUUUGCAAGUCUAGAUUUGAAUGACACGGCUAGGAAUGGAGAAAUAUCUGAGAUCUCCCUGAAGACUGGAAAUGAGAAUUUUAGAACUGGUCAGAUCAGGAUACGGGUGCAGUGGGUUCCAAUCUGUGAAGAACCAGAACAAGAACUCUAUCCACACCAGGAGCCUUGCUCUAAAGGGUUACUGUGCAUUUACAUCAAGCAUGUGAGAACUUCUCGACAAAUAAUCCCAUUGGUAUCUGUUCAACUUGGAGGCACUAACGAAUUGUUUACAACAGCAAAGGGAGAUUUGUGCAGAUUCUGGGAGUUUGAAGAGGAAAUCCAUAUAAUGAGCCCAGAACCUAAAUAUGACUGGAUCAAGAUUAACCUACACAACUGCGAAGACAAGGAUAAGUGGAACUCAUAUCUCGGCCGUUUCGGUCGAUUUGGCCGAAGCAUAAUCGUCGAAGAAGAUAAAGUCCUGGAAAAAUUUCUCAGUCACAAGGAGGGUACAAGUAUAAAUUAUCCCAUUAUAGCAACCUUAUCAUUUCCUGUACGAGAUUUUUAUACUGAGCAAAGGAGUGAAGAGGAAGAGGAUGGUAAAACUUUGAAGACGAUCAAUAUGAAAUCUAAUGAACCGAUCAAUGCUGAGCUACGGUAUAUGGGUCAACUUCACUUCAUCCCUCAACCAAAAUAUCCGAUAUGUAUUUAAUAGAGGGGAUUCUUCAAUCUCAAAAACAGUAAAAUAGUUAUUAGUUCCAAUUUCGUUUACUGGUAUAUUUAUCUUAUAUUUAAAUUUGAAGGAGCUCAUUACUCACAACUAACUCAUAUUUUCUAUAUCUUUAAACCUCUUUGAUAUUUCAAAUUUUGACUUCAUAUUUAACUUAACUGUUCGAAAUAUCAAAGGUCUAUGACAUCAGGGACCGAAUUUAAUGAAUGGAAGAGGUUGCUGAACUACCUACGCCGUUUCAUUCUUAAUUACCGAUUCAAAUGCUCAUGAAUCUUUACUUUUUGUGAUUUAAGAUUUGAACCGGCGGUAGGUAGUUUAGCAACCUAGCUUAAAUCAUUAAAUUAGGUUCCAGGUUGAAAAGAUUUAAGAAUUCAAAAAUGCAUGUAACGAGUUGUUCCUUUUAGAUAAUAUUUAGAUAUUUCAUUUUAUAAAUCUUCCGUUAAACUAUUGAGAUAAAGUUCAUGAUUAUGGAAUUUUUGAUUCGUUACAAGUAACUGCACUGUUAUAGGAUAGUAAAAAAUAUUAUUAAAUACUUGUAGAUUUUAAAAUUAAAGUUGGAAAAUACAUUUGAAAUUUUCUA
Eurytemora carolleeae is the source of this 2504-nucleotide messenger RNA. RefSeq names its product extended synaptotagmin-1. Bases 35 to 1906 code for a protein of 623 amino acids. NCBI's taxonomy places the organism in Eukaryota, Metazoa, Arthropoda, Copepoda, Calanoida, Temoridae. The transcript has 17 exons. The record is from RefSeq and is a predicted model, not a curated record.